AUGUCAGACAAAGAUGCGGCCACUCCUCGAGUGUUUUUGAUUCGUCAUGGCGAAACGGAGUGGUCGCGAAACGGUCGAUACACUGGAGUCACAGAUAUCCCACUGCUGCCCGAAGGCGAGGCCAAAAUACAAAAGACGGCGUCAGUCGUGUUUGGCCCCGGAAGACUGAUCGACACUAGCAAGAUAGGUCAAAUAUUCUGCAGCCCUCGACUCCGAGCACGGCGAACACUGGAGAUAUUGCUAGAGCAAGUGGGAGACCCUGAGGUUCGGACGAAGUUAGAGCGCGAGAGGACGGUGACAGACGACCUGGCAGAAUGGGGCUACGGCGAUUACGAAGGACUCUACACACAAGAAAUCCGCGAGCUUAGGAAAACGCGAGGGUUGGAUCAAGAUCAGCCGUGGGAUAUCUGGAGAGACGGGACUGAGGGUGAGGGAUGUGAGUCGCCUCAACAGGUGGCAGAGCGGCUUGACCGGAUGAUCUCGAAAAUCGCCAGGCUUCAGGGAGAAGAGCUGGCAAAGCAGCAUCGGAUGGACAUAGUGGUAGUUGCACACGGGCACAUCCUGCGAGCUUUUGUCAAGAGAUGGUUAGGACUGAGUCUGGAAUCGAAAUUGGAGCUGAUGCUAGAGCCCGGAGGUGUUUGUGGGCUUAGUUAUGCUCAUGGAAGCACUGAUGCGAGGGCUGUUCUGGUGGGCAUGAGUUUUCCUGGCUUCAGGUAG
This is a messenger RNA of Exophiala aquamarina CBS 119918, 717 nucleotides long. RefSeq lists its product as uncharacterized. NCBI's taxonomy places the organism in Eukaryota, Fungi, Ascomycota, Eurotiomycetes, Chaetothyriales, Herpotrichiellaceae. The transcript has 2 exons. Gene Ontology annotation, molecular function: sedoheptulose-bisphosphatase activity. Gene Ontology annotation, biological process: ribose phosphate biosynthetic process. The coding region runs from base 1 to 717 and encodes 238 amino acids. The record is from RefSeq and is a predicted model, not a curated record.